AUGGCGGCGCCAGACGACGCCGCGGAGGAGAUGGACAUGCUGCUCUCCAUGUUCCCCGACGAGGCGAGGAGGGACCCCACCCACCCGUCGACGCUUGUCCUCGCGUUGCCCUUCCGCUUCGUGCUCCACGUCACUGUGCCGCCGCGCGGGUACCCGGAGGCCGCACACCCCUCGCUCUUCGUCGCGGCGGGGCCGAACGCGCCUCUCAUAACGCAGUUUUUGUCCCAACUAACGAGGGCCCUCCGCGAGGAGGUGCCGCUUGGUGGGCCGAUGCUGCUGCACAUCUUCACCCUUGCGCAGGACAUGGCAGGUGAACUGCAGCAAACGCGUGAAGCGGCGGUGCGGGAGGCGCAGGAGCGGCGGGAGGCGACGGAGUCGGACGCGCAGCUGGCCCUUGCCGUGCGAGAGACCUCGUCGGUGGAGGUGUGGGCCAGCGAUGCCAUCACCGAUCGCAAGUCGAAGUUUGUGGCGCACAUGGCGCGCGUCGACUCGGAGGAGGCUGUGCGGGCGGUGGUGAAGCAUCUUCGGCGUCAGAAACACAUUGCGGAGGCGGCGCACCCAGCCAUCUACGCCUACCGCUUCACCGACGCCGCCGGUGUGGUGCACCUCGACAGCGACGACGACGGCGAGACGGGGGCAGCGGCGCGGAUCCUGUUCCUUUUGGAGCAGCUGAAGGUGGACGGCUAUUUGGUGGUUGUGACGCGCUGGUUUGGCGGCAUUCUCCUUGGCCCGGACCGGUUUAAGCACAUCAUGGAGGUGGCGCGGAACGUCUUGCUGACGAUCCCGCAGCGGGAGCAGGAGCAGGGGGAGGGGGGGAGCUGCCGCGGCGGGCAACGCAGGCGGUGA
Messenger RNA from Trypanosoma conorhini, 846 nucleotides. RefSeq lists its product as uncharacterized. The coding region runs from base 1 to 846 and encodes 281 amino acids. The record is from RefSeq and is a predicted model, not a curated record. The transcript has a single exon. Gene Ontology annotation, cellular component: cytoplasm. Gene Ontology annotation, biological process: regulation of translational initiation. Gene Ontology annotation, molecular function: protein binding. NCBI's taxonomy places the organism in Eukaryota, Euglenozoa, Kinetoplastea, Trypanosomatida, Trypanosomatidae.